UAAAGAAGUGGGUAUUGCAUUAUCGAAAGCGGAAAUUUUAUUUAUAAAUAACUACGUUUCCUUCUUUUUCUCAUUCAUGUUAUAUUUCAGCAAUAUUGAAAACUUUUGAAAUUUAACUAUGGGAAAUACUUCGUCGACAGCAGACAAGGUUCAUAAGGAAAUAUUUGUGGAACAGAUCAACCAAGAAAUAGUCUCAAGCUCCACUGAUGCGUUAGUAGUAUUUGUGGAUACCAGUUGGAGUCAGGAUGAUGAAAUAAUAAAAGUUUUGGCAGCUAUUGGAAAAAACAAGUUUGUUUCUGAAUGGGACAAACUAAAACAGCAGAAAGCUAAUAACUGUCAGGUUGGAGAUGUAUUUCGCGUUCCUUCCGGUGGUAUCCAGUGUCGCCAUCUACUAUUUGCAGUUUGGCGGGACGGAGAUGCAAAAGAUACGACCGAUGUUCAGUUUAGUUUUAUUGUACAAAAUAUGCUGGAGAGAGCGAAAGGAUUGGACGAUAAAGUUUGCAACAUAGCUAUUCCAAUGGGCGAUGGUAUGGACAUAGAAACCCACGUAAAGAUAAUGAACAACGUUUUUCUUUGGUUGAUGGGGCUAAAUUCAGACACUACCACACAUAUACAUUUCCUUGCUUCAAGCCUUCCCGUGAAAGAAGUUCUUGAGAAUGCAUUGCAGAACUUUAAGGAAUUUACCCAGAAAGAACUCACUGACACGACGAAUGACGAGUCUGAAGAUAGUGGUGACGCAACACCUCAAACUCUAAUAGGAGUCGACAUGGCUAGACCCUCAGAGGAAGACCUAAAUGGAUAUGAUGAAAAUGACGUCUCCGAUAAUGAUGACAAUGAUGAUAACACUAGAUGGGAUGAGUAUCCGAACAAUACACAGAGAGAACAUGUUCUUAGAAUGUCAUCUGAAAGCAGUGGUGAGGAAUUAAUUCAAUUUAGAAAAAAUGUGGACAAGUUUCCCGAGAAGGAAAGUAUAUGGAAAUAUUACGCUGGUACACACGAUGACUUUGAAACCAUUAAGCGUACAAAACGUCCAAAAUCUGUAAUAUUUGAUGAAGUUGCAGACGAAUAUUCUAUGGAGGGGAGACCAGUGCAAAGAACUCUAUCACAGUCAAGUGUUGAUGAAGUGAUGUUGGACUUCCCAAAUUAUCCAUCAAAACGCAAAAUAAGACGACCGAGAAAACCUAAGCAUAAAACCCCAGAAGUUCCACCAUCUCCACCACCAACAGAAGCAUUCUUCUGUAGUAUCUGUCAGUCGAGAAAACAAGUAUCCGGCAAACGGGUUUUAGAAAAAUGUGGACACGAGUUUUGUUCCGAAUGCAUUAAAAAAUAUUUUGAAGACGUAAAACCUUCCUGUCCCAACUGUAACACAUUUUAUGGCAAACCUCUUGGUAACCAGCCCUGGGGUGUCAUGUCAUGCAGGACUGUGAACCAGUACCUUCCUGGUUUCCCUGGAACUGACACUAUCAUAAUUGAGUACGACAUUCCAGACGGAGUUCAGACGGAGAGACAUCCAAACCCUGGUGUGAAGUUUAAAGGAGCCCAUCGAACAGCAUACCUGCCUGAUAAUGAACAAGGCAGACUCAUCCAUAGAAUGCUAAUGAAAGCAUUUGACCAACAGCUGAUCUUUACAGUUGGGAAAUCAGCUACCUCAGGCCGAGAUAAUGUCGUAACGUGGAACGAUAUCCACCAUAAAACACGUGCCGAUGGAGGUCCAGAAAGAUAUGGCUAUCCCGAUCCAGAAUAUUUAGACAGAGUAUAUGAACAGUUGACAAAAAGUGGUGUAACCGACGACGACUGAUUUAUGUCCAUUAAGUUGUGUGUUUAAAUGAUAUUUGAAUUUGCUUUACUGUGAUUAAAACCACAUUCAACUUUAAAAUUAUCUGUAGAUGUAUGUAAAUGGCUAGCAUUCAUCAAAUAACUUUAUUGCUUACCUUUUUAACUCGAAAAGCCAUACAACGUAAUGUUAGAUCCAGAGAUUUAAAAAAAGAAAGGGUUCUAUAGUGUACCAUCUGGAAAGGGGGCGAUUGAUGAAUUCCAGCCUAAUGUGGUAGGUUUUAAGUUAAAUGCAGACGAAAGGGAGGGGGUCUAACGAUCUGUCAGUGCAUCAUAAAUAAACAACAAGGAUCAUCUACACUACGCCCCUUUGAUUGGAAAAUAUAUAAUUUGUUUAAAUAAAAUCGUCAUUUUUUAUAUAUAAUAUAAUCACUUUUCUUGAAUUACACCCCUUUCAAAAAUACUGAUAUAAUCUGCACGAGAGAAAGAAAUAGUUGAACUUUUUUAUGUAAGGCUUACAAAAAGGGAUAUUUCAUAACGAAUGCAUUAUAAAGCAAAAUAAAUAUAUAUAUAUGAUAGUACAUGCAUUUUUAAAAUACAGGCUGCACAUAAACUGGAGAUACUAGUAGAUAGUAAAAACAAUGUAACAAUCACAGAUUAUAAAAUUAAAGAUUUUUUUCUUUGAUUUAUCAUAAUUUGAGUCUCAUUCUUUUACAUUAUAUAUUGUUAUUAUCAUAUGUACUGUAAUGUCAAUAUGAUUGUUUUGUUUGAUCAAUUGUUAAUGAAUGUACGUGUUUAAAGGACUAUAUGAUUUUUUUGCAUUUUAUUUUUAUAGAUAUAAAUGUAAUUUUAAGGAAUUUAAUGAAGUGCAAAACAUCAUCAAAGAUACCCUGCUAAAAAAUUAGUCCAUCAGACGCGUUUCGUCUACCUGUCUACCUGUCUACCUGUUAAACGUUUCCUCUACAUAAGACUAGGCAUAUUUACUCAUGAUUAACUAAAUGAGACGAACUUUAUAGUAUGAUCGUUAUAAUUUAUAAUUCCAACGAACUGUUCGGAAAGAUUUUUUUUUUUAAAUAAAUGGUUAUUUAGCAGUACUAUUUGGGGUAGGAUUCCUAAUUCCAACGCAAUGUUCGGAAAGAUUUUUUUUUAAAUAAAUGGUUAUUUAGCAGUACUAUUUGGGGUACGAUUCCUGCCCAAAACGUCAUAAAAUUGAAAUAAUCAGCUUAUAAUUUUUACCAGAUUUCAGAACGUUGACUAAAUAAUUUCAAGAUUAAUUUACAUACAAAAUAUAAAUAAUUAUAUUUAAAAAUUGAAUGUUUCUGUUUGUAAUUUUAUUGAAGUGUAAAAACGUUGACCAAAGCACAUUUUGUAUGUGGCGUGGAAGCACUUCAUACUAAAAAUGUUGACACGAUCAACGAUUUAGCAAUCCUAGAAAAUUACAAAAAGAAGCUUUCAAUUCUUAUAAUUACAUUUAUAUGCUACAACUAUGAACUUCUAUGUCAUUUGGUCUCUAGUGGAGAGUUGUCUCAUUUGCAAUUAUACCACAUCUUCUUAUUAUAUGAAAUUACGAAUUAUAUCAAGAUUUUCAUUUGUUUUCCUCUGCAAUGCAGUGACGUUGUCAUGAGAAGCACGUGCAGUUAUGAACGUUGAAUUCCAUUUGGAAUACAAUUUGAUUUUGGAAUGCUUCACUAAUUGCUUUCAGACAAUUGAAAGUACGGAUUCGUUUGAAACAUACAUGUGAUGUGAUUAUUAUGAAUUAAAAGGUAUCUAUCAGAA
This is a messenger RNA of Mytilus californianus (California mussel), 3549 nucleotides long. RefSeq lists its product as uncharacterized. Gene Ontology annotation, molecular function: metal ion binding. The coding region runs from base 119 to 1798 and encodes 559 amino acids. The transcript is spliced from 5 exons. Gene Ontology annotation, biological process: Notch signaling pathway; protein ubiquitination. The record is from RefSeq and is a predicted model, not a curated record. Lineage: Eukaryota; Metazoa; Mollusca; Bivalvia; Mytilida; Mytilidae.